This is a messenger RNA of Strongylus vulgaris, 1047 nucleotides long. The record is from the annotation of a GenBank genome assembly. NCBI's taxonomy places the organism in Eukaryota, Metazoa, Nematoda, Chromadorea, Rhabditida, Strongylidae.
AUGCCCAUUGACUACUCCAAGUGGAAAGCAAUUGAGGUGUCCGAUGACGAGGAUGACACGCAUCCAAACAUCGACACACCAUCCCUUUUCAGAUGGCGUCAUCAAGCUCGUCUCGAAAGAAUGGCUGAGAAGAAGCAGAAGAGGGAGGAGAUUGAAAAGAAUAAGGCAACGAGUGAGAACAAGAUUGAGCUACAAUCCACUGAUAUUAGUGCAGAUGAGAAGUCUAAAAUUGAGAAGGAGAUAGCAGACAUCAAGGAGCAAGAGGCAAAAUGGCUGGCAAAGGAAAAGGAGCUCGAGGAACAAGAGAAGCUCGAGCCGUGGAACGUUGACACUAUAGGCCAUGAAGGAUUCAGUUACUCAAGACAACUUGAAAAGAAGCUACAAUCUACUGAUAUCAGUGCAGAUGAGAAGUCUAAAAUUGAGAAGGAAAUAGCAGACAUCAAGGAGCAAGAGGCAAAAUGGUUGGCAAAGGAAAAAGAGCUCGAGGAACAAGAGAAGCUUGAGCCGUGGAACGUUGACACUAUUGGCCAUGAAGGAUUCAGUUACUCAAGAGUUAACAAGGUCACUGAAAAGAAACCUCCUCCAAACGAAUACACAGCAAAUUAUCUCACCAUCGAUGCACUGAACAUGGCUAUCGACAAUAAGGAAGAGGAAAUGAGCAAUAUCGCUCGACAGUGCAUUGUAAUCCAGUAUCUUCUCGAACUUGCUAAGAAUAUGAACGCCAUUCCAACGAACGCCAAUAUCAUCAAAGCUUUCUUCAAAAAAUUCCGCUCAGCAGAUCCACAGUAUUUGAAACUUUACACUGACGAGGUAGCUGCGUUUGAGGACAGGCUCCGAAGACGUGCUAAAGAAAAGCGAGAUGCAGCUCUGGCUGAGUUUGAAGCCGAAGAGAAGGAAAAACGCAUUGCUGCGGCACCGGGUCAUCUCGAUCCUCAGGAAGUGUAUGAAUCUUUGCCUGAAGAGAUGCGUGCAGCUUUCGACAGCCAGGAUGUUUCGAGACUUCAGGAGGUCGCCUUGUCCAUGGAUAGAGAGGUAUCAUUGAUUUUU